Molecule: messenger RNA, 2469 nt
Organism: Archocentrus centrarchus (flier cichlid)
Lineage: Eukaryota; Metazoa; Chordata; Actinopteri; Cichliformes; Cichlidae
Exons: 8
Coding region: 130-2235 (701 amino acids)
Source: RefSeq, a predicted model, not a curated record
CAAAGGUGGGAUUAACGUGCGCGCUGCUGGCUGUUGUCCCAGUCCAAAGUUGUGUCCUCAUGGAGGAGUUGCUGGUUGUGCUUUAACAUUUUUGUGUUGCGGGGUGUUUGAGUGUGCACAUUUGGAAAAAUGGAGGAUCACAAUUAUCAUCAAACACAAGAAAAGUUUGAGGAGCUGCUGUCUAUGAAGCUCCGGCAGGAAAAAGAAAACCUGGAGAAAACGAAAGUUUAUCUGGGUGACGCCUUCGCCAGGUGGACCUCGCUGAAGAGGGACAAAAGUUUUCGGAGUGACGCGGAACUUGCUUGCUUCCUGCUGGAUAGCUAUGAGAGACCUGCCACAACAUCAGCUCCCACAAAGGAAAAACCUGUUAAAGUCAAAGCUCCAGCUGGGUCUGGCACCAACAGAGCCAACAGCUAUGAGAGAACUGCCACAACAUCAGCUCCCACAAAGGAAAAACCUGUUCAAGUCAAAGCUCCAGCUGGGUCUGGCACCAACAGAGCCAACAGCUAUGAGAGAACUGCCACAACAUCAGCUCCCACAAAGGAAAAACCUGUUCAAGUCAAAGCUCCAGCUGGGUCUGGCACCAACAGAGCCAACAGCUAUGAGAGAGCUGCCACAACAUCAGCUCCCACAAAGGAAAAACCUGUUCAAGUCAAAGCUCCAGCUGGGUCUGGCACCAACAGAGCCAACAGCUAUGAGAGAACUGCCACAACAUCAGCUCCCACAAAGGAAAAACCUGUUCAACUCAAAGCUCCAGCUGGGUCUGGCGCCAACAGAGCCAACAGCUGGCUGUGUCUGAGAACCCCAAAUGGAGUGGUGUUGCCUCCAGCGAUGAGCCUUCAACCAGCUGACCCCAGAGUUAUCAACUGGGUUGUAGUUGUACCUUCAGCAGCAACAUCAGGAUUAAAACAGACACAAGUCAGGAGAGAUGUCCAAGAUGUUCCUACUGAAUCAACUGUCCGUCAGAACCAGCAGGUUCCAGAUCAUCUCCAGGUACAGAAAGAGUGGAAAAAAGGCCCCCUAAAGGAGGAGCAGGAGGAACGCUGCAUAAAGGAGGAACACGAAGAACACCACAUAAAGGAGGUGCACGAGGAACGCCACGUAAAGGAGGUGCACGGGGAACACUGUAUAAAGGAGGAAAACGAGGAACGCCACAUAAAGGAGGUACACGGGGAACACUGUAUAAAGGAGGAAAACGAGGAACGCCACAUAAAGGAGGUACACGGGGAACACUGUAUAAAGGAGGAAAACGAGGAACGCCACAUAAAGGAGGUACACGGGGAACACUGUAUAAAGGAGGAAAACGAGGAACGCCACAUAAAGGAGGAACAUGAGGAACGUUGCAUAAAUGGUGAAGCGGUUGAAGUGAAUCUUAGGAAAAAGGCGGCUGAUACCAGGUUCCCACUGACUUCUGUUCUUGUGAAGAAUGAAAAUGAUGACAAGAUAUGUCAGUCCCCACAACUUUAUCAAAGCCCAGCUGAAAAAAGGGAGGCAGCGCUACCAACCAGCAGACCAGGUAAACGGAUGAAAACACAAAUGGAGGACCAUGGAGGAAGAAAGCAAGCUAGGAACUCUGAUGUAAAUAGUUGUUUAGCACCAAAUACCAAUGAAAAGGAUUUAGACUUUUCUGAACCUGAAGAUAAUACUGAGGAUAAUGAUCAUGGUGAUACUUACUGGCAGGAGCCAAUAUCUACUUCAGGAUCUUACACUGAAGACAGCUCCAGUGAUGAUUUUAACUUGCAGGGACCUCUCUCAGAAUCUGGAUCUGAUACUGAAGACAGCAGCAGUGAUGAUUCUAAAUUGCAGGGACCUCUCUCAGAAUCUGGAUCUGACACUGAAGUCAGCAGCAGUGAUGAUUCUAAAUUGCAGGGACCUCUCUCAGAAUCUGGAUCUGAUACUGAAGACAGCAGCAGUGAUGAUUCUAAAUUGCAGGGACCUCUCUCAGAAUCUGGAUCUGAUACUGAAGACAGCAGCAGUGAUGAUAAUAGGCAGGAAACUUCAUCUCUUCAAAAACAUAUUGCAUGUCAUUCAUGGAAAAAGUCUUCUGAAGCUUUGGGAAGCAUGAAGCCAAGCACAAAUGGACAGAGGCAGUUUCACACAAGGGAGAAACAAUUUUGUUGUAAAAUUUGUAGACGAGUAUUAGACGAAAGCAGAUUACUUAAGAUGCAGAGGACACCACAAUCAGGACGAACAGUUUGUAAUUUCUGUGAGAAAAGGUAUAGAUGUCAGACAUAAGAGUUUAUACAGAGAGAGAGACUGCUCUGAGAGUUAUUUUAACGUUCAGUGUUCUUGUUGUUGAUGUUUCUAAUGGGGUUAUCUUUGUUGUCAUCACAUUAACUUUGUUGUUCAUAUUUCCAAACUGUUGAUCAGUUGAUUUGGUACAAGUGAAUGAUUGCCAGGUGGUGCUGUGUACACUGCAUUUUGGUAAUUAUUAAUAACAAUAAUCUGAUUUGAUCCAUUUUUUUUAAU